CGCUUUCAAUUGGAGCACUCAAUGGUUUAAAAGGCACGCGAUCAGUCUAUUUCUAAUCAGCGUUGGUUCAGCAGCGAAAAAAGAAACAGCAGUUCUAAAGAAGGUGCCCUUUACAGCAAACUUUUUACCUGGAAGUAUCUUCAUUCAAACAACCAUGAAGGCAGCUAUUGUUCUAACUUGCCUCUUCGCCGCAGCAUUAGCUGCUCCCCAAUAUCAACGGGCACAGGUUAAAUCAGUUGACAACUAUGAACUUCAAGAGAUUCAAAAGCAAUGGGAACGCUUUCUCGAGUACCUUCCAUGGCUGAGAGGACCUGCUGGACCUCAAGGACCUCAAGGACCAGCUGGAGCUCCCGGAGCAGCUAGCUACGGCGAUGCUAAAUACGUCGCUGGACCUCCUGGCCCACCUGCCCACGGAGGUUAUGCUGGACCUCAAGGUGAAAAAGGAAAUACUGGUGCCCCGGGAGCCAAUGGCGCUCCUGGAGCUCAAGGAAAACCUGGUGCUGAUGGAGCCCCAGGAGCUCAAGGAUUGCCAGGUGCCCGUGGUGAUAAUGGUUCUCCAGGAGCUCCAGGUGCUCCAGGCUACCCCGGAGCUAAGGGAGAAGCUGGAUUCAACGGAGCCCCAGGCCUUAACGGAGCCCCUGGAGCCCCUGGCAAAGACGGAUACAAUGGAGCGCCUGGCCCUGCUGGACCUAAAGGAGAAACUGGUGCACCUGGUGUCACUGUCCAAUCCAAGAUCGCUGGACCCGCUGGCGCACCUGGAUACCCUGGUAAAGAUGGAGCUCCUGGUGCCCCCGGUGGACCUGGAUCUGUUGGACCUGCUGGACCCCGUGGACCUCAAGGACCUGCUGGCAAAGAUGGUGCUCCUGGUUAUCCUGGUGGACCUGGCCCUAAGGGAGAGCCUGGAAAUCCUGGCUACAACGGAGCCCCAGGCAAAGACGGACUGAACGGUGCCCCUGGUAGCAAUGGCCCUGUUGGACCUCGAGGACCCGCUGGUCCACCAGGUUACAACGGCGCUCCUGGAAAAGACGGUGCCAAUGGCUUGCCCGGUGCCUCAGGCAAAGAAGGACUUAAUGGCGCUCCAGGUGCUCCAGGCCCUCAAGGAGAACAAGGUAAACCAGGUAAGGAUGGAUAUCCAGGCGGCCCUGGUGCUUCCGGAGCACCUGGAGGUCCUGGACCUCAAGGCCCUCAAGGCAAACAAGGACCUGCUGGAUACCCUGGCGGCCCUGGACCAGUAGGACCAGUUGGCCCUGUUGGCCCUGCUGGACCAGAAGGUAAACCUGGCCCUGCUGGCUACCCUGGAGGAACUGGCCCUGUUGGCCCCGUUGGCCCAGUUGGCCCAGUUGGACCAGUAGGUAAACCCGGCGAUAAUGGAGCUCCUGGACCUGUUGGACCCGUUGGUCGCCCUGGAGCCCCCGGACAUGUAGUCCCAUACAACGCCCCAGUCUACAAACAACCCUACUACUAAACGGCAAGUUUUAGCUACCCAGAGCUGACGUGCCACCGAAACCAGCUUUAAUGCCCGAGAUCUGUUCGGCAGAUUCAUUGACGAAAGAUUCAUCAACACAUACACAUAUAUAUUUUUUAAAUUUUAUUUACUGCAAAGUGCUUGUGUAAAUUGAACAAAGAAAACUUUGCGAGCCUUUGCAAAUAUAAAGAACCAUAUUUCAUUUGA
This is a messenger RNA of Daphnia magna, 1672 nucleotides long. RefSeq names its product collagen alpha-1(I) chain. NCBI's taxonomy places the organism in Eukaryota, Metazoa, Arthropoda, Branchiopoda, Diplostraca, Daphniidae. The record is from RefSeq and is a predicted model, not a curated record.